Molecule: messenger RNA, 1650 nt
Organism: Amblyraja radiata (thorny skate)
Lineage: Eukaryota; Metazoa; Chordata; Chondrichthyes; Rajiformes; Rajidae
Product: vitronectin-like
Exons: 8
Coding region: 88-1515 (475 amino acids)
Biological process (GO): cell adhesion mediated by integrin; cell-matrix adhesion; immune response
Molecular function (GO): extracellular matrix binding; integrin binding; polysaccharide binding
Source: RefSeq, a predicted model, not a curated record
AGAAUAGUUCAAACAAAUGUCCCAACAACACAAACACAAGCAGGUUAAAUCCUGAAACCCCAUUCCAGAGUCCAGCAGAGCUCGGCAAUGGAGCUACUGAUGGUCUUUCUCUCCUUCUCGGCCCUUGGUGCCGUAGUGGCAGACGAAGAAUCCUGUGCCGGCCGGUGCAAUGUGGGCUUCCAGCCGAUGGUGAAAUGCCAGUGUGAUGCCGUCUGUGCCUUCUACAGCAGUUGCUGCAGGGACUACUACACCGUCUGUGUGAAAACACGUGGAGAUGUCUUUGCCAUUCCCGAGGAAGAUGUUUAUGAUUUUGACACGGAUUACUCCGACUUCCAGACUAACGGCACGGAUGAAGUGUAUCCAGAUAUGAAUCCUAGACUGCAACCAGAUCUGGAACAGGAACCCACCCAUGAACCAGAGCCCACCUAUGAACCACAGCCCACCCAUGAACAGGAACCCACUCAGGAGUGGAGCCCAGAACUGGUGCCCAUCCAUGAACAGGAACCCACUCAGGAGUGGAGCCCAGAACUGGUGCCCACCCAUGAACAGGAGCCCACUCAGGAGUGGAGCCCAGAACUGGAGCCCAUCCAUGAACAGGAGCCCACUCAGGAGUGGAGCACAGAACUGAUGCCCAUCCACGAUCCUGUGCAUGGCAACAUGUGUCUCACUGAUAAGCCUUUCGAUGCAUUCACCGACCUCAAGAAUGGAUCGAUCUUUGCUUUCCAGGGACAAUAUUUUUAUGAACUGGAUAAGAAAGGUGUUGUUGCUGGAUAUCCCAAGCAGAUUCUGGAUGUGUGGGACGUGCAGGGCCCCAUCGAUGCUGCCUUCACUCGAAUAAACUGCGAGGGAAAGACCUACCUGUUCAAGGGCAUGAUGUACUGGCGUUUCAACGAUGGGAUAAUGGAGGAAGGCUUUCCCAGGCCAAUCAAGGAUGGCUUCCCAGGAAUUCCGACCCAGCUCGAUGCAGCCCUGGCCAUUCCUGCAUCCGGCAUCCAUGGGAAGGAGCAAGUGUAUUUCUUCAAGGGCAAUCAUUACUGGCAGUAUGUCUUUGAACAUCAGCCCACCCAGGCAGAAUGUGCAGCGAUACCCAUGUCCAUCCCCUUCCAGAGGUACACCUACCUGAUGGCUGACAACUGGGACGACUUCUUCUCAGAGCUCUUUGGAUCCAUCUCAAGUGCCCGCACCUCUGGCCCGUUCUCCAUCAGACAACACUGGCACGGGAUCCCUGGUAAAGUGGACUCAGCAAUGAUCGGCAAACUUUUCAUGGUGCGCAAGCAGAAAAGGUGCAGCCGGAGGAGAGGACGGAACCACCGGAGACGACAGCCCAAGGGUUGGCACAGGAAGCACUCGUCCAGCGAGGAGGAUGCCUUCACCCUCGUGCCCAGCCAGAGCGUCUACUUUUUUGUCAGAGAUAAAUAUUACCGCGUCGACCUUGACACCAAACGAGUGGCCUUUGCUUGGCCUCGAUAUCCCCGAUCCAUCAACAAGUACUGGUUCAAGUGUGAGAACGAGUGAAAGGAAGGCAGCUCUGGACAGGACCAUCACUGGCCGAGAUGGGCUGCCCGCCGCCAGUCCCCGAUCCUUCGUGCAGGAGGACCACACCACGGGGAACAUAGAUUGAGGAAAUAAAACCAAAAUAAGCUGCCUCUA